Messenger RNA from Blastomyces gilchristii SLH14081, 2855 nucleotides. Its product is annotated as signal recognition particle subunit SRP72. Gene Ontology annotation, molecular function: protein binding; 7S RNA binding; ribosome binding. The coding region runs from base 398 to 2371 and encodes 657 amino acids. NCBI's taxonomy places the organism in Eukaryota, Fungi, Ascomycota, Eurotiomycetes, Onygenales, Ajellomycetaceae. The record is from RefSeq and is a predicted model, not a curated record. Gene Ontology annotation, biological process: SRP-dependent cotranslational protein targeting to membrane. The transcript is spliced from 4 exons. Gene Ontology annotation, cellular component: signal recognition particle, endoplasmic reticulum targeting.
UUCAAAGUAAAGGCUGAAAUGAAUAUUAUGACAAGCCUUAAUCAGUAUGGCAUUCAUCCACCGUACGCUUUCCAUGCCUGUAUAUUCCUCGGACGAAUUCGUAUAUAGGAGCGAGAUUAUGGGAGUCAAAAUGAAGGUUGAUGAUCCAAGGAUGUUCGCAGAGCUUGCCCGAUGCGGUCAUUUAAAUAUCACGUGAUUUGAACUCCAAUUUGUUGACGAAACGGGGAGUUCAAGCGAACACUGCUGAACCAAACGGAAGUUAUUUACAUACAUUACAAUUUUAAGAUCGUGUCGGGAGAUUUUAAAAUUAUUCGCCAACCUUCCUUCUUUUUUAUUUCUUUAAACAAUCCUUUUCGGGAGCCAGUGCGGCGCCUGAACAGCCCUUGAACUUCUCCGUAUGGCGACCCAGAGCAUCAGUGCGUUGAUUCAGCGAAGCACAAUCGACGACCAUGAAGAAGUCAUCAAAGCUUGCAAUGCGGUACUGAAAACGUCCAAAAACGAUCUCAAUGCCCUCCAUGUAAAAACUGUUGCCCUGGUCAAAUUGGACCGUUUCGAAGAUGCGAUUCGAGUGAUCGAGGAUGGCGGGGAUGCGCUGAAAAAGAAAGUCCCUCUGGAAUGGUCUUACGCUUUAUAUAAGGUCGGGCAAUUAGAAGAUGCGAUAAAACUGGCCGCGAGUGCCGGGACCGGGAGAGGGGGGAAACAUGUUGAAGCCCAAGCGACAUAUCGUGCGGAAAACUUUCGUCGCACCGCAGAAGUUUAUAAAGAGCUAUCUACAGAGAAUCCAGCGUUUGUCGGGGAGAAAAGUGACCUGCGAAUCAAUUCACGAGCUGCGGACGCACAGCUCCAGUGGUCUGGACUGGCCAGUCAGGUGGACAAUACAAGACCAAGUCGGGAAGAGCUCGAAUCUUUCGAAACGACUUAUAAUGUGGCAUGCGGCGCUAUAGGGAGAGGAGAACUAGAGACAGGAGAAGUACUAUUGAGACGAGCAAAGGAACUUUGUAAAUCGUCCGAGGAUCUUACACCUAAAGAUAAAGUGGCAGAGCUUCUCCCUAUUGCAGUUCAGCAAUUAUAUAUCGCGCUAAAGCAAGGAAAAUCCGACGAAGCUAAAAGUCUGGCAGACGAAAUCAACAUAGCUGAAAUCCCCGAGAUUUCAACCAAAAAAAUCGCGCAAAAUAACAUCCUUCUUGCCUCCCAAGCUCAAUCAAAUCCAUAUAUACUACACAAACAAUUCCAUCAAAUCCCAACGUCAAUAGACGGCGAUAGAUUAUUUUCGUUUCAAAGUCGACCCUUGACCGGGAACUCUUAUGUGGUAGAUCUUCUCGUCCGCAAAUUCGAAGGCAUACAAAGAUCGACGGAAAAGGCUCUCUCCCAACACCCUGCCCCUACCACAUCGCCUGACAUCAACGCCCUCUCCGUUUUCAACAUUGCCUCUCACGCCCGAGACGGAUCAGGUAAAGCUGGUCUCAAAGAAGUACUUCCUCUUCUAGCGAAAAGACCGAAUGACAUUGGUCUUGUCCUCACUCUCAUCCAAUUAUACGUUUCAGCUAGAAACGUUAACUCUGCCAUCUCUGUCCUAGAAGCGUUCUUCAAGCGUCUUGACCAAUCGAUAUCAGAGUCAGAUAAAGACAUCCGAUUCAACCCAGGCCUCAUCGGCAUCCUAGUUUCCCUAUAUAAAAUCCAAGGGCGCAAAAGCCACAUAAAGACAGAACUCUCCAAAGCCGCAUCACACUGGCAAUCGCGUUCUGACAAAUCUCCCGCUCUCCUUCGCGCCGCGGGCUCCUCGCUCCUCACAUCCGGUGAGCCCACAGACCUUGCCCUGGCAGGGAAAAUAUUCACAGAACUCCAUACCGCCCAUCCAAAUGACCAAUUUGCAACCGCAGGCUACGUUUCUUCGUACGCCAUAACGUCACCUGAUAAAGUUAGCUCCGCCGUAGAUAAACUUUCACCCGUCCAAGAUCUAAUUGCCGACAUCGACGUUUCCUCCCUGGAAGCCGCUGGAAUCCCCUCCACCACAACUUCCACCAUAUUACCAACGGCUUCUGCUCCCGCCACGGGAGCAAGUAGUCGUAAGCGCCCGGCAGCUGACGAUGCUAACAAGAAAGAGGCUACGAAGAAACGAGUCCGCAAAUCACGGUUACCCAAGGACUACGAUCCUAACAAAAAGCCAGAUCCAGAGCGCUGGUUACCAUUGCGUGAUCGCUCCAGUUAUCGGCCGAAGGGGAAGAAGGGGAAGCAGAGAGCCGCGGAGCGUACGCAGGGUGGUGUCGUUAAUGAAAAGAGCGAGGAGUCGGCUGCUUCUACGCCUGUUAUCCAGGCGAAGGGUCAGGGUGGAGGGAAUCAGAAGAAGAAAAAGGGGAAGGGGAAGAAGUGAUGACCGUUGCUUUGCUUUUGGAUUUAUGUUAUUAUUUCCUUGUUAUCUCAUUUGUUUUAGAUGGACGAAUGGUGUAUCUAGAUACUUCAUGUCUAUAUAUAUAUCUUCUACGUUUCGCUAGUCGCCGGUUGGCUUGUUGAUGUCGUCCUCUGCCUCCCCUGCCAGUUUUUCCCACUGGCAACCUAGAGCCAGUAGAACGGGGAAACGAAUUGUAAUAUUUCCUAGACAAGGGAAAACCAGGAGUAAUUUUCAAGAAUGCAAUUACUUCUUCCUAUAGCUUCAUAUCUGAACUAUCCCAUAAAGCCCAAAUCUAUAGCUCUCUAUGUAUAGCAUAUCUAUUCACCCUCCAGCCCCCAAUCACCAACAAGCAACUAGUCAAACAAAUGUCAACCCUUCUCACCCCCAGCUACAACCACGGGCGGCAGGGGAAUAAGCAGAAACGCAUGGUUACUAACAUAAUAUGCUUAAUGACAGAAAAAAUGCC